AUGGCCGUUGCCAAACUAUACGGCACGUUCGUCCUGCUAUUAUAUCUACAGGAAAUUUACGCGCAACAAGGCUUAAAUAACAAUCAAAAUGUUGGUGUUAAUAGUGGUAUCGGAUUCCAACAACAAGCGACGCAGCGGAUGAACACAAUGAAUAACGUAAACCAGAUACCGAACGGAGCAUUAAACAUAAAUGUGCCACAGCAAGGUAAUUUGCAACAAGCCAACGGUGGGAAUAUACAGCAGCAGCUGAGUCUCCCAGCCAAUUUGCAGCCGCAAGGCGGAUCCGGGUCACUUGCUAAUUUACAGUUUAACAAACAAGGACUGGCUCAGUUACCUCCAGGAUUGGUUAUCAAUCCAACUAGAUCACAGGCUAACUGUCCACAAAUCAAUAACGUUUGCAAUCAGAACACUCAAUCGUCGCAACAACAAAACAAUGUAAACGUGCCCUUUUCUAAUUCACUUGCGGAAUUAGCCGCCCUUAAGGGCCCUUCGUUGUUGUCCCUUUUAACAUCUCAAAUCAAUGGCCAGAAUCAAAACCAACCGAUGGCAAAUUUCAGUCCUACUCAGAAUCCAUUAACGGAUAUACAAAAACAGUUAUUGGCUCGUGCUAUUCAGGGGCCAAAUCAGCCCUGUAAUUUGAGUCCAGUACGCCCUAUGGUGGAGAGUAGACCAACUAUCACCAUCCAGGGACAACCGGCGCAACAGCCUCAAGCUAUAGUGACUCCAGUAGGGCAGCCACCUUACAUCGCAGUACAAGCUCAGCCUCUCCCAACAUACAUCCAGAACCAACCAGUACCAGUUCCAGUAACAGUAGUAGAAGAACCCUCAGCGUUAUCUUUCAUCCUCUCCGAUCUCCAACCAGAUGCUCAAUAUUUCUAUCCCCCUUACCAAUUACAGAAGAGGGAAUCGAAAUCGAACCUUAAAACUUUAAUACCGUUAAUAAUAGAUCUUUUGAAAGAGAAGAAUGCUUGUGGUUGCCGGAAUUGUGGAUGUCCUAACAAUAUACCGGAGCCUACGGUCCUUGGUGGUUACUCUAAUAUAGCGGAUAAUAGAGCAGGGAACAAGAAGGCAGACGAUGAAGAUGAAGAAGGCCAAAAAGAAAGCAAAGGAAAGAAAAAAUUAAAGAAGAACGUCGUUAAUAAUGAAAGUGAAGAAGCUUCAGAGGAAAAUGACUCCGAUUACGAAGAUGACAGCACUGGUGAUUAG
Messenger RNA from Spodoptera exigua (beet armyworm), 1206 nucleotides. The record is from the annotation of a GenBank genome assembly. Lineage: Eukaryota; Metazoa; Arthropoda; Insecta; Lepidoptera; Noctuidae.